Papilio machaon (common yellow swallowtail) is the source of this 2717-nucleotide messenger RNA. RefSeq lists its product as uncharacterized. The transcript has 11 exons. NCBI's taxonomy places the organism in Eukaryota, Metazoa, Arthropoda, Insecta, Lepidoptera, Papilionidae. Gene Ontology annotation, molecular function: protein binding. The record is from RefSeq and is a predicted model, not a curated record. Bases 201 to 2690 code for a protein of 829 amino acids.
CUUCACUCGAGUGCGCGUGUCGCUCGUUGUGCACUAAUACGUCGCGCGGUAAAACUUUUUCGCGCCUCACUAAAGUGCAGUGCAACAAAUUUUGUUUUACUGAUUUUUGUGCGAUCAUGUGUUUGUUUUGUGAACUCAGUGCUGUAAAAAGGAUUUCUUUUAAUUUAUUUUAGGACAGAUGCGCGGCGUAUGCGAGCGCGAUGUCCGCGGUGAUGAGCACGCUGUCCAUGAUCAGCGGCGGCCGGCGCGCGCACCGCAAGCUGGCCAGUUCGCGGAAGUCUGGGCAGCUGUCGGAUGCCGGCGACGACCGCAGGAGCCAGCAGGAGCUCAACAACAAGCAGCGCUCCGCCUCUCUGCAAACCUUGGAGACGGGCGGGGUCGUCGACCUUGACACUCUGGAGGCGAAGAUGGCGAGCAUCGAGGUGUCGCUGGCGGGGUGCGGGCGGCGAGGAGGCGCGCGUGAGCUGGACGCCCUGCGCGCCGCGCUGCUGGAUAAAGACACUCUCAUACAGAACCUUAAAAAGCAACUAAGCGCGUCGCUCAGCGCAGCGCGGCUGGCGGCGCAGGCGCCGUCGCCGGCGGGUCCGCGAGGUACGCGGAUGUCGCGGGGUGGUCGCGAGGAGCCGGCUGCGCUGUCGGCAGAAGAGAGGCGCGCGCUGGAGGACCGCGCCACCGCGCUCAACGCCGACCUGCAGACGCGCCGCGACAACAUACAAGAGCUUAGGAAACGGCUCGAGCACACACAUGUCACUGAGAGCAUCGACUCGCGUAUCGAGCAAGCAGAGCUGCAGUAUCGGCUGGGGCGUGAGGAGCUAGAGCUGCUGUCGCUGGGCGAGCAGGCGCGCGCGCUCGCGCUGCUCAUAGAGCACGCCAGCGCCGCCGCACGCCAAGACAAUACACUAUACAGUGUGGUGGAGGAGUGUGGCGGCCGGGCCUUGCUGGUGUGCGCGGAAGAGGGCGCGGGGAGCGCGAGAUGGGGAGUAGAGGCGCGCGGAGCGGGGCUGGCUGUGCACUGGGCCGAGGAGCACUCGCCACUCAGACCGGGAGAUAGGUUAAUAGAGGUGAACGGCACCUCGAUGGUUAGCUGCAGUAGUGAGGAUGAGCUACAGCGCGCGCUUGCCGCCGCCCGACCCGCGCGCUUAGUGCUGCUGCGCGACCAACGUCCCACACACCCCCCACACAGUUCGCAGCCAACCAACACAUUCACACAUAGCGAAGCGGCGGCACUGCGGUCGGAGCUGGGCGCGCUGCGGGCGGCGGCGGAGCAGGCGGAGCGCGCCAAAGAGGGCCUUCGCGCCGAUAACACACGCCUCACGCACCGCAUCUCCUACCUCGAGGACCAGGUCGCCGAGCUGCUCGCCAGGCACGCGCAGUUACACCCGGUGAGCAGUAGCGACAGCUGCAUCACAGUCAACAAGACGAAGAAAAACGUGACGAACAUCAACAUAACGACGGAGCCCCAACAGCCGAGCAGACCGAGCCCCAAAUCCGAGGUACAGGUGUUCCAGAAGGGCCCAGACAUCACCGCCAUCGUGGCCAAGCUGCCCGGCCUGGACGCUGCCGAAGUCGACCUACCCGUGCUGCGGCCGCGCUCCAACGCCUCGGGCGCCUCCUCGCGCGCCGCCGUCUCGCCACGCGCCUCGCCCGUGCCUCAGCGCCGCGCUCACAGCUCGCAUGGGGCAGAGCCCCGCGCGGGCCGUGUCCGUCACUCCAUCUCGCACCACUGCAUACACGCCUCCGUCGACUACGGCGCAGAGACCGACGCAGCCAUCCGCAUGAUCGAAAGAAACCAAAGACACAUGGAGAAGCAGCGAAUGAAAAACGAAAGAUUCAAUAAAUCGCAGACCGAGGACCGCUUCAGAUCCGACAGCGACUUGGACGCCAAAGACUCACAUUCGACCAGUCGCUCGUGCGAGCCGAGACAUUACGAGAUCAAAAAAGCUGCCGAUAGAAUAGAAGAAAGCAUAAAGAAGACUAACUGGGCGGAGAGAAAAACUCUGUCCAUCAUAGAACAGCUGAAGAAAUCGCAGCGGCUGCGCAAAAUGAAAAAGAACGACAGCUCCGAAGAUAUUCAGCUCGAGUCGGACAGGCACUACACGUACCACCGGAUCGACGGCAAGGUUCUCGAGAACGCGCACAAGUCGAGUCGCAGGUCGUCGAAAGUCCACUGCCGUAGCGCAAAAUCCUCGGAGUUCGAAUCCGAGUGCUCCGACUAUCCGAACGGAGAGAUGUACAGCAGCUCACCGAGGCUGGACUACGGCUCGGAGAGCUGCUCGACGCGGACGAGCCACUACAAGCGGGGAGAGGAGGGCAGGUCGCGGCCGACGCCGCCUCGCAAGCCGCUGCGUCUCUCACUACACAAGGCGCGCAGCGCGCACUCCAUUCUUAACGGUAGCGAGUCCGAGACGCCGAGCAGGCCCCCCUCAGAGGCGUGCACGGGCGACGGUGGGCCGGACUCGCCACACAAGCGGCCCGUAAAACGGACGUACGCGGCGGACCGGUGGGCGCGCGAGAAGAUCCGCGACCCGUCGCGCGCGACGCCGCGACCACAGCGCAAGCUGCUUCACGGACUGAGCGCAUGCGAGGCGCCCGCCGCCGACGACCUUUACCCGCAGUCCAUGCACGCGCCCGCGCCCGGCUCCGCGCCGCCGCGACCAAACGGCCUCGUUCACACGGGCAAGUGGUGCUAGCGCCUCGCCUCACAUCGCUUCCGUAAC